CUUUCGGCGCCGAGGGGGGAGGGGCUUGAAAAACAAAACCAAUUUAAUAUAUAUAUAUAUAUUUUCCCAUGAUGAUAAUAACCUAUAUUUUAAAAAAAGGCUAAGGGCUUUUAUUUUUUUUAAAGGGAAUAUGCCGGUAGGAAGUUAGGAGAGGAGAAGAACCGAACCCCAGACGCCUCUGAGGGGAUUUUUGAAACCAUCUGUUCCCAUGUAUCAAGAUGUCCCUGGUGGACCUGGGGAAGAGGCUGCUAGAAGCGGCUCGCAAAGGCCAAGAUGAUGAAGUCAGGACGUUGAUGGCAAACGGGGCGCCUUUCACUACGGACUGGCUGGGAACAUCCCCUCUUCAUCUGGCAGCUCAGCAUGGCCACUAUUCCACGGCAGAAGUCCUGCUCCGAGCAGGAGUGAGCAGAGACGCACGGACCAAGGUGGACAGGACGCCGCUGCACAUGGCAGCUGCUGACGGGCACUCGCACAUCGUGGAGCUCCUCAUCAGGAACGGUGCCGACGUGAACGCCAAGGACAUGCUAAAGAUGACGGCGUUGCACUGGGCAACGGAGCACAACCACCGCGACGUCGUUGAGCUGCUUGUCAAGUACGGGGCCAACGUGAAUGCCUUCAGCAAGUUUGACAAGUCUGCCUUUGACAUCGCGCUGGACAAGAACAACCCAGAGACCUUGUUGAUACUUCAGGAAGCAAUGCAAAACCAGGUCAACACCAACCCUGAGAGAGUGAACCCGGUCCCAGGCUCCGUCACCAUGGGCCAGCCGUUUAUUUUGGCUUCAGGGGACAUGAUGAGUCUGGCCAGCAUCGUCUCCUCAGCAGGCACCAAAACAACCUCAGGCGAUUCCCACAUUUCCACGGUGCAGUUUCCAAACUCAACAACCUCAGUCCUCGCCACGCUGGCAGCCAUCGCAGAAGCCUCCGGCCCGCUUUCCAACUCAAACAGAGCCCCCGCGUCUGAGGAAACCGUGGACUCCAGCUCUGCCAGUUCCCCCCUCCAGCACGUGGUCGGUGGCGGGGGCCGGCGGAUUAUCACGAUCAUGACCGACGGCGUCCAUCUGGGCAACCUCCAGGCGGCCCUUCCCAGUGGGGCCCUCGGCCAGCCCUUCAUUGUGACGAUGCAGAAUGGGCAGCAAGUCCUCACAGUGCCUGCUGGUCAGGUCGCAGAAGAAACCGUCAUCGAGGAGCAAAGUGACAGCGAUCACCACAUAGUAGAGGAGGAGGAGCAGGAGCCCCCUGCUAAGAAGAUCAAGGUAGAGGAAGUUGCAGAUGACCUGGAAGAAGGCAAGGAGAGGGAGAUUUUGCAGCAGCAGCUGCAGGAAGCCAACCGCCGCGCUCAGGAGUACCGCUGCCGGCUGAUGAAGAAGGAGCUGGAGGCCGAGGGGUACCGGCAGAAGCUGGAAGCCAUGGACAGGCAACAGGCCAACGGGAUGGAAGGGGUCGCGGAGGACGACGGCGAAGGCCAGGCGGUCAGCUCCGCCGCCGUGUCGGAGGAGGAGGCCGUCAGCUCCACAGUGGACCUGGAACUCCCGACCGACGUCGCGGUGGAGACCGUCAGCACCUCGUAACCCUUCAGGUCGCCCUUUCGCUUACUUUCUUAAAAUAGGAAAAUCAACAGGAUUAAAGCUUGCCUGGGAAAAAGGGGUAUAGCGGAGAGAAGGAAGCCACACCCCUCCCUCCAAAGAAACUCUGGACAAAAGUCCUUUUGUGGGGGACAGUUCACAGUCAACCCCCCUAUCCCCUCUCCUGUCCUCGCUUUUCCCGCCUUUCAGAACAGGGCUUUAAACACCCACAGCCAUAAAAUAAAUGCCUUUUUUAUAAUCUCCCUAGCUGUUCAGAGAGAGAUAUUUUUGUUACUGCCGCCCGAAAGCCAUUUUUAUAAGCCGCCAGCAAGUGACCUAAAGCACCAAACCAAACCUGGCCCUUUUUAUGAGGGCGAGGCAGCCUUACUGUCAGGGUGCCAGCCCUCUCUGGAACGGGGUGGGAAUGCUGAUGUGUGCAGCCCAGUUUCUCGGGGGGCCGGUGGCAGAAAACAGGAGCAGAGCCACAGGAUGUCCCCCCCCCCCGGCCAAAUGGCCCCAGUUGCUGAAGGACCCUGCGUGCAAAUUGACAGGAGACACCCCUUUCCUGUUUCCCAAGGCCUUGACAAUAGCGGGUGCGGCGAAGGCAGGCUCUCCUCUUAGAAACAUGGGCAGUGGCUUGUGUCGAAAGCAGUGCCCUGGGUGCUGAGCCUCUGAGCUGCCCUCUCUGUACCUCCUGGGGGCCGAGGGGGAAGGUUUUAUUAGCCCUGGGAGUGCCCUUGAAUUCCAGUCGUGCCUCUCACUUAUCUGGCUAGAGGGGCAUGUAUGUGUGUGAGAGAGAGACUGUACAAACCAGCCUUCUUAGAUUACAAAAGGUGGAAAUCCACGCCCGUUGCUCCACCCACUAUCUCGUCCCUGCGCACCUUUGCCAGCUGGCCCCUGGAAGAUGGGGAUGCGGCCCCUGGGCUACCCUGGCCCCAGCAUAAGCCUGCCUGCCUGUGCCUUGUGAGAUGUGCAUAUUUACCUCUGGCUCAGGGAUGGAGGGAUGUCUGCAGCCCUUCCAGAUGCUCCUAGGCCGCAAGCCACACCUUCCUCGUCCUCCUUAAUCCCCAUCCUAUUCUGACCGGGGCUGGUGGGACUUGGGGUCAACCUGCAGAAGGCUGCAGGUGCCGUCUCUCCCCUGUUUCUGCCCCCCCAGGCUUGCUCUUCGCUCUAUGCAGGCCUUUGGGAUAUUCAGCUUUCAGAAGGGACCCCAAAGACUCCCGCCCUUGUCUGUCUCCCUUCACCCUCGCGCCCCCAGCCUUCAGUUCUACCCAGAAUACAACACGUACCGUAUUAUUCCGUCUAUAAGACGUCCCCAUGUAUAAGACACCUCCUAUUUCGGGGGACUCAAAUUUAAGAAAAU
Molecule: messenger RNA, 2925 nt
Organism: Podarcis raffonei (Aeolian wall lizard)
Lineage: Eukaryota; Metazoa; Chordata; Lepidosauria; Squamata; Lacertidae
Gene: GABPB2
Product: GA binding protein transcription factor subunit beta 2
Exons: 9
Coding region: 219-1568 (449 amino acids)
Biological process (GO): positive regulation of transcription by RNA polymerase II
Cellular component (GO): nucleus
Molecular function (GO): transcription cis-regulatory region binding; protein binding
Source: RefSeq, a predicted model, not a curated record